UUUGACAUACAGUGAUUCGGUUUCUCUGUAGCAAUUAGCAAAAUUCUAGUUUAUUUGUCUCUGAACGAAACUAGUUCGAGAUGCUGCGUCAAAGCGAUAAUUCUUAAUAUUUCCAAAAAAUCUUUACUCUAUAAUUAAAUUAAUUAAAUGUGCGUGACAUAAGACGGGUUUUAUUGUAUUCUUAGUGUAUAAUCUAAAUCAAGAUGUCGCAGAAAGAUCCCGGGCCUUUACCAGCCAGAUGGCUAAACUGUCCUAGAAAAGCUGGUGGAAUGAUCGCUGACAAGUUUCUAGCUUUCAAAACACCUCUUGGACCUCAAUUCAACGAUAAGGUGCCGGACGCGAACCGAUUCACGCCUUCGAUGCUGUUCGCUUACAUGAAAGGGCUGAAGGUGAAAAUUGGUUUGUGGAUUGACUUGACAAACACAAGCAGGUUUUAUGACAAGCGUGAAAUUGAACAGAUGGAUUGUAAAUAUGUGAAGUUAUCAUGCCGAGGACAUGGAGAAACACCAAGCCGUGAACAGACUAAAGAAUUCAUUCUGUUGGUAUCAAAGUUCCUGAGUCAGAAACCUCUAGAAGUAAUUGGCGUCCACUGCACCCAUGGAUUCAACAGGACUGGAUUUCUUCUUGUCUCGUACAUGGUGGAACAGUUGGACUGUAGUUUGGAGGCAGCUCUUAAAGAAUUUGCUAGUAUGAGGCCCCCGGGUAUAUACAAGCAGGAUUACCUAGAGGAGCUGUAUAGGCGUUACGACACUGUAGAGGACACCCCGCCAGCGCCGCCGAGGCCAGACUGGUGCAAUGAAGAGGAAGAAAUUGACUAUGACGAUGACGACGCUCCUGUAAAUUCACAAAACUCAUCUAACAAUGGCGGCCGUAGAAAAGGUAAACGAGAGAACAACCGUAAGAAAACUACGUUCAUGCCGGAGGUGCGAGGUGUGGAACCGUUCGACGUCCAGCCCCGCCUCAGCCAGAUCCAGAAGAAAGCGCAGGAUUUCUGCGAGUGGCGCAGCACCGGAUUUCCCGGCUCCCAGCCGGUGUCCAUGGACAUGGGGAAUAUUAAGAAAUUGCACGAGAAACCUUACAGGGUGUCGUGGAAGGCCGAUGGUGUUAGGUACAUGAUGCUAAUAGAUGGCAAAGAUGAAGUGUACAUGUUGGACAGAGACAACUGCGCUUUCAAAGUGAACGGCAUGCAGUUUCUGCACAGUAAAGAUCUCAAACGGCAUUUAAAGAACACAUUACUUGACGGUGAAAUGGUUUUAGACAACCUAGGAAAUGGUAAACAGAAAGCAAGAUAUUUGUGUUAUGAUGUAGUCAAAUUCGAAGGUCAGGACGUCGGCAAAGCGAGGUUUUACCCCGUCAGGUUAUCCUGUAUACAAAAUGAAAUUGUUAAUCCUAGGCACGAAGCAAUGAAACAGGGAAUAAUUCACAAAGAAAACGAACCAUUUAGCAUUAGUUUAAAACAGUUUUGGGACUUGACCAUGUCAGAGAAACUGCUCGGGGAGAAGUUUGCUAAGACACUUCUGCACGAACCUGACGGUCUCAUAUUUCAACCUUCCAACGAGCCGUACGUGGCCGGCGCCUGCGAAGACGUGCUCAAAUGGAAGCCCGGUCACAUGAACAGUGUAGAUUUUAAACUGAAAAUAGUCACCGAGCAUGGAGAAGGUAUACUGCCAAAGAAAAUUGGUCAUUUAUACGUGGGCCAGUUGAGCCGUCCGUUUGACACGAUAAAGCAUACCAAGGAAUUGAAAGCAUUAAACAACAAGAUCAUAGAGUGCAAGUACGAGAACAAUCAGUGGGUGUUCAUGCGCGAGAGAACGGACAAAUCGUAUCCUAACAGCUAUAACACUGCUAUGGCUGUAUGCGGCAGCAUAAAAGAUCCAGUUACAAAAGAGAUUCUAUUAUACUAUAUAGACCACAAGAGGUUCCGUGACGAUUCGGAUGUGAUGCCGCCUCCAAAGCGCGUAUGCCAUUAGACACAACUUAGUACUUACGCUAGAUCUAAACUGGAACCUAGAACGGAAGGCAUUAACAGAAUGUGACUGGCGAUUAGUUACCGUUUCUCCGAAAUGUCUACCACUAUUGUAAGCCUCGGGCUUUAUUCUCCAGACCAUUGCUUUUCAAAGUGAAGAGCGAAGAUUUUCUCAAUAAAAUUCUAUCCCUCAGGAACAGUACUUCUGGAUGAAAUGUCCUAGGCUACGACACAUUGUACACUCAUUGUAUAAUAUAUCGUGUGCAAGGUAACACUCGACCUCGAGAAUUAAUCAAUCAAAGUAAAUAAUUUGUAAACAUGUCGAAAAAUCUUUAUUCCGAUUGGUCCAUUAUCGAUAAAUAGGGAUUGUUUAAUGAAAUUGCCGAUAACUGUCAAAAUUAUCGACGUAGUGUCGUAGUUUAAACUUACCACAAUAGUACAUUCAUGUUCUUGGAAUAAUGUUUCGAUUAAAUAGGUAAUUUUGGCAAAUAGAUUAAUUAUUGUUGUGAUUUGUGGUUGCUAUUUUAUUUAACUGUAUAGCGCGAUUAAGAUGGCCGGGGCGCAUUAUUUUUACUGUGACGAAAUUGUUUUAUAAUUAAAACAUGUUGCAUUAACAGUUUUGGUUAUUGUUUUUUUUUGUGUUCUCUAUAGUUUUAAAAAUUAUCUAAAAAAUCGUAGUAAUGUUUUGAAAAGGGGCACAGAUUUUGUAAAUAAUCCGAAAAAAAAGUGUACAUAUCUGUGGACUGUGGUGUGUUAUAGAAAUUGUUAUUACGAUUUUUUUAUGUAUUCAAAAGUUUGCCUUCUUAUGAGCUCGAAACACAAGUAAUUCGCAUCCUAGAGGCAAACUUAGAUGGUCU
This is a messenger RNA of Manduca sexta (tobacco hornworm), 2823 nucleotides long. RefSeq names its product mRNA-capping enzyme (gene mRNA-cap). Gene Ontology annotation, biological process: 7-methylguanosine mRNA capping; dephosphorylation. Bases 204 to 1970 code for a protein of 588 amino acids. Gene Ontology annotation, molecular function: ATP binding; protein tyrosine/serine/threonine phosphatase activity; mRNA guanylyltransferase activity. The transcript has 12 exons. The record is from RefSeq and is a predicted model, not a curated record. Lineage: Eukaryota; Metazoa; Arthropoda; Insecta; Lepidoptera; Sphingidae.